AUGAGUACCUGUGUUGAAUGUGGACAGUCCGUGGCUAACUUGUACACCCAGUACAGUAUAGACAAUAUAAGACUAACUACUUGUGAGCGUUGCAAUCAGUUUGCCGAUAAAUACGUUGAACACGACUUCAUAAUCAUCUUUAUUGAUAUGUUAUUACAUAAACCUCAGGUGUACCGGCACUUACUCUUUAACCGUAUUACGAAACAAGAUGGUGUUGAACCUCAUGUAUUUCGAUUUGCCAUUUUGCUGAUACUUUUUGAAGUUUAUAUCAAAUGGUUUCGACUUGAAAGAUAUUACACUGAAUAUGAUUCACAAUUCAUACAUCAACCAUUGUAUUAUCAACACAAUUACGUAUCAAUGGCAUUGAUCAUAUCGAGCUUUGGUAAAAUGUUAUUAAUACUGAUGGUGAUUUGGGACUACAAACAGCUGGAAUAUUCAUGGCUUGUCAAUAUCAUUGUCUUGGCCUCAAAUACUGAAGCUAUGUCAGGUAGUGUGUAA
Gilbertella persicaria is the source of this 498-nucleotide messenger RNA. Its product is annotated as Arv1-like family-domain-containing protein. The transcript is spliced from 5 exons. Gene Ontology annotation, biological process: intracellular sterol transport; regulation of plasma membrane sterol distribution; sterol metabolic process. Lineage: Eukaryota; Fungi; Mucoromycota; Mucoromycetes; Mucorales; Choanephoraceae. The record is from RefSeq and is a predicted model, not a curated record. Gene Ontology annotation, cellular component: Golgi apparatus; cortical endoplasmic reticulum. Bases 1 to 498 code for a protein of 165 amino acids.